CCCACCAACAGAACUAAAGAAGAAGAAGAGAAACGCUCACGUGUUGUUGCUGUUAAUUUUAAGCUAACUUUUUUUUCCCCAGAACUGAUUUUCAUAAUUCUUCAUAUCAGUAAGAUGAGUUCUCUGUGUGACUGCUGCGGCGAGCAUAUUAAUAAACUGAAUCGGCAAAUUUCUGUGAUGAGAAAAGAAGUCAAGAACCUGAGGCAGAUGUUGGACAGUGCCGUUAGAGCUCAUCGCAAACAUAUGAUAUCCAUUCAGUCUGCUGUGGCAAAGGUUGGACUCUGUGAACCUGACAAGAACCAGACACCAGCACCGCCACAGUCUUCAUUAGAGCAAGGAAACAUCCAGACAGUCCCAAUUGGUUACAUCAGUUCCUGUUUCUCGGUGAAGAAUGGAACACCCAGACAGCCCACCAUUUGUGGCCCCUCAAGGGCUGAACUACGCAUCCAGCAGAGUGUUUUCAAUAACCCUGAGCACGCUCUGGUGGGCCUGGAGCAAUACUCCCAUGUCUGGAUCAUCUUUCUCUUUCAUAAAAAUGGGCACUUGAGCUACAGAGCCAAAGUGAAACCUCCCAGACUCAACGGUCAGAGAGUUGGUGUGUACUCAACACGCAGUCCCCACCGACCAAAUGCCUUGGGCCUAACUCUAGCUAGACUUGAUAAAAUUGUAGGUGAUACAAUACAUCUGUCAGACAUUGACAUGAUUGCUGGCACCCCAGUCCUGGACAUCAAACCCUUCAUCCCAGAGUACGACUCGCCCCGCACAAGGGUGGGCUCAGAGUCUCAUGAUUCAAACACAGACCAACCACAUACAACUACUGUGGUAGUAAAUGAGACAACAGAUAUUUUAAACCUUAAUGAAGACUCUGAUGCUCAGUCAGACCUAAAAAGUGAAAGAGAUGAUGAUGAUGAUAAUGAUAAUGAUGGUAACAUAGAAAGUCCCCUCUUAAGAGACAAUUCUGAACGUGAUAUUCCAGUCACAGAUUCACCUCAGUCAGUCACUGCUCAGUUUUCCCUCCCCAAAAACCUACACAAUGUGCUGGAGGAGGUCAAAGCCUACGUGUCCCAAAGGGACCUUUGCCUACUGAGUUGUGAGAGUGAAGAUCAAGUUUCAGAAUCUUCCAAAACCAAACCACCAGAGUCAAUGAUGAAGCAUCCUUCCUAUGGAGAGGAGGCCUACAGUACCAUUGCUGCCUGGAUCAGAGAGCCUCCUGUUGGCAGUCUGGAGGUGCGCUUUACCCCUCAAGCAGAGAGGGAGUUAGCAGACUUCUUUCCCACACAUCUGUCAGGACCCUAUGAAAGCGACAGACCCAGGUUCAAGUUUCUUCGCAGUUCAGAGGAGGCUGCUACUGCCAUCCGAGGGGUGCUGUCAGCAGACCCACGGUCUGUCUACAGGAGGACACGCUGCAGAGACAGACUAUUCUUCUUCACCCUGGACACGGCUCACAUAACCUGCUGGUUUGGACAAGGCUUUGCUGAGGUACUACAGAUCCGACCUGUUGAGCAACACAUUGCCUCAAUGUGAGAAAUCCUUUCAGUGAAAGCUUCAGAGCUAAAAACACAAAGACGGAACCUGUUAAAUGUCCAAGGUGAUGGUGAGGUACAUCCAUUUUGUCUAAGUAGAUUAAAUAAAUGAGUUUUGAAACAGAAAGGUUUUAAUUUUUUUGUGCUUUUUUUUUUUUUCGUGAACGGAAUCUACAAAUAUGCAGAAAUGAUAGAUGAUGUUUAUUUAGUCCAUUUCUUUCUCUUGGUCCAGUACAAAUAAUUAGAAAUUGGAGUUAUUGCACAAAUGUAAUACAUUUUCAAGUUCUUCUCAUUAAGUCUUAAAGGUGUCCACUUCUCACAUACAUCUUCAUGAUUAGAAAAAUGGUUUACACGUUAAUCUUUGGUUCUGUACAGGUUUAAAAGUUUCUUUAAUGUAUCAUCGUCAUAUCUUUCCUAAUUUAGAUGAGGUGACUGACCCUUUUACCAACUGAAUGAUCAUGAAAGAGUGGA
Messenger RNA from Etheostoma cragini (Arkansas darter), 1994 nucleotides. It is a transcript of the gene trmo, whose product is annotated as tRNA methyltransferase O. The record is from RefSeq and is a predicted model, not a curated record. The transcript is spliced from 6 exons. The coding region runs from base 115 to 1524 and encodes 469 amino acids. NCBI's taxonomy places the organism in Eukaryota, Metazoa, Chordata, Actinopteri, Perciformes, Percidae.